AUGCCGUCAGCAGAUUUUUUGACUUGCAUGUCAAGAGACUUUACCAAACUUCUCGACAAUCAAGACGAGUGCAAUGUCACGAUCAAAGUUGGGUUAAGAGGAAAAACUUUUCGUGCACAUUCCAUCAUUCUGCGCGCGAGAUCUCCGUAUUUCCAAAAAGUGUUGAAUAAACGAAAUGCUGACGUUACGUUGAAUAAGUGGCUGAUCAAAUUGCCCAAUCUUUCGCCUGAAGUUUUUGAACUUAUUCUAAGGUACAUAUAUGGUGGAAGCAUCGUAUUUGAAACAGUUGACACGAGAGUUGUUCUUGAUUUUUUGGCGGCGGCUGGUCUACUCCGUCUCGAAGAUUUAUACGACCAUAUUCAAGCCUACCUUCUCGACGAAAAAUCAGAUUGGUUACGCGAUCACAUAGUCACCACAAGUCAAAUCGCCGAGCAAAAUAUCGGUUUCAAAAAACUACGGAAUUUCUGUAAACGAAUCAAAGAGCGGGAGCCGGAUCUCUACUUCAACUGCACGGACUUCACUUUAAUCGAUGAAAAAUCCUUGAUUCGUCUACUGCAACGUGACGAUCUCGGCAUGGAAGAAGCUGAAAUUUGGGAUCGCGUGAUAAAAUGGGGUACCGCGAAUACACCACAACAAGCACGUGUGCGUCGUGCUUCUGGUCCGGACUUGCCAGGAAUUGAAAAAACUCUGCAUAAAUGUAUACCACAUAUCCGAUUUUUUCAUAUAUCAGCCGCGGAUUUUCGUAUGAAAGUCUCUCCGUAUAAAAGUAUUCUACCAGUUACGUUAUAUUCAGAUCUAUUCCAAUUUCAUUCCGAUCCGAAAUACAAACCAGUCACCAAAAUGCUUGAAGCACGUCAUGGCGCCAUCGAAUCCGAAAUUAUUGACAAGAAACAAGCGGCGUUGAUUUCUAGUUGGAUUGAUCGAAGGGAUGGAGCAUAUAUCGAGACAAUGACAGAUGUCAAUCUGCCGAACAUUAAUAGCAGCACUCCUAUCGUCCCAUAUAAAGUAUCCGAAUGUCCAUACGAAUUUCAAUUAAUUCUACGAGGAAGUCAGGCUGGAUUCACAGCGAAAGCAUUUCAUGAACGCUGUGACAACAAAGGACCGACGGUCGUGCUAAUGAAAGUACGUGAUUCUACCGAAAUUCUUGGCGCAUAUAAUCCUCUACACUGGGAAUCCAAUUUAGUAGAUUUAGCCACCACGGAAAGUUUCUUGUUCUCAAUGCGCGAAAAAGAUGAUAACCCUAGGCACGCAAUCCUAUCUCGUGUCAAGUCACCGAAACACGCAAUCGUCUGUGCACCAGACAAUGGACCAACGUUCGGCGCACCAUAUGCAUUGGCGAUGCGAGAUAAUUUCAAUGAUCCGGAUAAAACUGGGUGCUGCGGUGGUACUUCGGCAAGUUAUAAUGUUGCUCUGCGGUCGACGGAAGAGCGUUACUUUUGGGUGGACGAGUAUGAAGUUUUUAAAGUCGUUAGACGGUCCGAGUUUUAUUCGUCGUCGGAAUGUGUUGGCAAAUAA
Molecule: messenger RNA, 1515 nt
Organism: Ambispora leptoticha
Lineage: Eukaryota; Fungi; Glomeromycota; Glomeromycetes; Archaeosporales; Ambisporaceae
Source: the annotation of a GenBank genome assembly